ACUCCAAGCAUGUUGUCCCGUCUUGCGCUCUUCGCGACUGUUGCUGCAGUCAGCCUCAUUCCCGGCGUGACGGCAGUCUCCUGUGGUGUCUGCGCGCCGAGCAUCUUCUACCAAGGGCUGACGCGCACCCUCACCUUGCAAUGGCAAACGAGCGGCAACACUGUCCAGUGCAACUACGACACGCCCGCGAUCCCCAACAAGAGCCCGGCGUGUGUCUACCGUAACGUUGAUGGCGUCUUGACCAUCACCAACACCGGCCCCACCAUCGGGUCCCUGCCAGGAGCAUGCCCGACCUCCGUUCCCUUGGUUCAGAAGACCUCGUGCUGA
This is a messenger RNA of Mycena indigotica, 327 nucleotides long. RefSeq lists its product as uncharacterized. The transcript is spliced from 3 exons. The record is from RefSeq and is a predicted model, not a curated record. The coding region runs from base 10 to 327 and encodes 105 amino acids. Lineage: Eukaryota; Fungi; Basidiomycota; Agaricomycetes; Agaricales; Mycenaceae.